Messenger RNA from Microdochium trichocladiopsis, 1137 nucleotides. RefSeq lists its product as uncharacterized. Lineage: Eukaryota; Fungi; Ascomycota; Sordariomycetes; Xylariales; Microdochiaceae. The record is from RefSeq and is a predicted model, not a curated record. Gene Ontology annotation, molecular function: oxidoreductase activity, acting on the CH-OH group of donors, NAD or NADP as acceptor. The transcript is spliced from 2 exons. The coding region runs from base 1 to 1137 and encodes 378 amino acids.
AUGGACUCCGGCCGUGGCAAUCUACCUCCUGCUCGGGAGUCAUGGUACUCGCCGCUCUCCAUAGACAUGCUCCUGAGGGUGCUCAACAUUACGAUUCUGCACCCGUUCGUUGCCUGGAUCAUCCCGCUCUGCUUCCGCGCCGAGCAUCAUGCCUGGGACACCAAGCCCAUGCAGGUCACCAUGGCCUGGGCCUGCUUCGUCACGUUCCUAUGGGCCGCCGAUGUCAUCUCGCACAAGGUCGCGUACGGCAUGCACCGCGAGGUCGACCUCGGCGAGGAGGUCAUUGUCAUCACUGGCGGUGCUAGUGGUCUCGGCCUGCUUAUCGCAGAGGUAUACGGCAUGCGCGGCGCCACCGUCGCGGUGCUCGACAUUGCGGACCACCUCGAGAACCCGGAGGCGCGAGGUGUGACAUACUAUAAGUGCGACGUCGGCGACAAGAAGCAGGUUCAGAAGGUCGCUGCCGAGAUUGAGCGUGAUCUCGGUGCCCCCACGGUUCUGAUCAACAAUGCGGCCGUCGUGCUCGGAAAGCGCCUGCUCGACAUGUCUCUUGACGAGGCCGAGAGGAGCUUGACGACCAACCUGCUCGCACACUUCUACACCCUCCGCACCUUCCUGCCCGGCAUGACCCGCAACGAGGUCGGCGGCACCAUUGUCACCGUCUCCUCUGUCAUCGGCCACAUGGGUGCCGCUGGCCUGACUGACUAUGCGGCAGCCAAGGCUGGCGUCACUGCACUGCACAAGUCGCUCCAGGCGGAGCUCAAGUACGAGUACCCAGAGAUCAAGACCAUCCUCGUGACCCCUGGCCAGCUCAGCACGCCUCUCUUCUACGGAGUCCAGACGCCCAGCAACUUCUUCGCGCCCGUGGUCGAGCCCAUUGACGUGGCCAAGGAGAUCAUCAAGAACAUCGACCUCGGACUGAGCGGGCACGUUGGGCUGCCGCUGUACUCGCGCUGGGCUGACUGGUACAAUGUCGUGCCCGUGGGCGUGCAGACGAUCCUGCGCCGGCUGUCGGGCAUCGACGCUUCCAUGUCAAGCUUUGUCGGCCGCCGGGGUGCGGCGCUGUCCGGGGAUGCGGAUGUGGAGACCACCGAAACCUCGAGCAAGAGCAAGAGCACGAGCAAGAAGGCUGGCAAGUGA